This is a messenger RNA of Alnus glutinosa, 2487 nucleotides long. RefSeq names its product squamosa promoter-binding-like protein 12. The record is from RefSeq and is a predicted model, not a curated record. Lineage: Eukaryota; Viridiplantae; Streptophyta; Magnoliopsida; Fagales; Betulaceae. Gene Ontology annotation, molecular function: DNA binding. Gene Ontology annotation, cellular component: nucleus.
UGCCUUUCUUCCUGCCUCUCACUACUUUCCACUUUUGGUACAGACCAACACCAUCACUGAGUCCACUCGCCCUCUGACUCAGCCCACAUGGCCUGAGCCAGUGGUUUCCAGCACCCAAAUUAUAGGGGGGUGGGGAGAGAGGCAAAGACAGAGAGGAGGGAGUGAAGUUCACUUGUAGAAGAUAUAAAAGAAGAGUCAUUCAGUCAGUCUUUUGUGCUGUAAUUCAGCGCUGUCUCAACAAAAGGGUUAUCUUCUGGCUAAUGGAUUCUGUUAUGUGGCUUGGAAGGGUCUGGAGGGCAUAGUGUUUGAGUGGUGACUUUUGGGGUAAUGGGUUGGCAGAACCAUUCCGAUGAGAUGUGCCUCACAAUUUUAUUUUGGCCAGAAUGGGAAGGAGAAAGAUCCACGUGGAGGCCUUUGACAGAUUGAAUUUCAGUUGUUUGUUUGGUGGGGAGGGAGAUUAGGAACUAAUGGGACAAAGGCACUGAGAGUGGCAUAUUCAAUGGCACGGCAACUGUUCUUUUUUGGUUACUUCAUUUUUUGGUUUUUGCUUUAUUCUAUGGGUCUCUUCUAGACUCAGGGAUCAGAGGUCCCAAUCUGGUCUGUUUGAAGGGAGCGACAGAGAAAUUUGCUUCCUACGCUUAGAUGUUGAUGCUCAAGUAGAGGGGAAUGGAGAAAUGCUGCAAUUCCAAGAUUUGAGUUGAAGGUAGCACAUUUUAUCAAGAGUGUGAUUGUUGACGGCCCUCUGCAAUAUCUUACUUGCUUUCAUCAUUUUGGCAAAGCUUCCUACUGGUGGCUACAACCUUUGACCAAAUUGAGCUAUUGCAUGCAGGAUCCAAAGAGAAAAUUUUAUGCACAUUGUAUCUAGGACAGAUUGUGAAUUGCGCAUAGUUCUUUUUAUGAGAUGGACUGGAACUCAAAAACUGCCUCGGAGUGGGACUGGGAGAAAUUAGCUGGGUUCAGUUCCAAGUCAACUGAUAUUCCAGAAUUGGUACAACCAUCAAAUCAUGAGAUUGAAGGAGAUGGAGGGGUCGAUAAUGGAUCUGUAUAUUCAUCUGGUGGUGGUGGUGGUUUCUCAGGUUCUGAUUUGGGGCAUGGUUCUUCAUCUAGAAGCUCCAUCUCUGCUUCAGCUGAUUCCUCUGCCAAGGAGGGAAGUAAGAGAUAUGGGGUUGUUGAUGAAUUUCCUAAAGAUUUAACUGAGAGAAAAGAAUGGUCCAGGGUGGACAAUACUGGGAAUUUUCCAUCUCUUGGGGCUUCUGUCAGCUCUGGUGAACCAAUAAUUGGUUUGAAGCUUGGCAAGCGAACUUAUUUUGAAGACUUGUGUGCAGCAAGCACCACUAAGACAUCAACUAUAUCUAUGAUUCCUACAUCCUCAGCUGUUCCCACAAAGAGGUCUAGGGCAUCUUAUCAGAGUACACAAACCCCACGUUGCCAAGUUGAAGGAUGCAAUCUUGACCUAAAGUCAGCUAAGGAUUACCAUCGCAGGCAUAGAAUCUGUGAAUGCCACUCAAAAAGCCCAAAGGUCAUUGUUGCUGGAAUGGAGCGUCGGUUUUGCCAACAGUGCAGCAGGUUCCAUGAACUGUCGGAGUUUGAUGAUAAGAAGCGAAGCUGUCGUAGGCGUCUCUCUGAUCACAAUGCACGGCGACGUAGGCCACAGACAGAGGCAAUCCAGUUUGAUUCUUCUAGGCUGUCUUCAUCACUAUAUGAUGGGAGACAGCAGAUGAAUCUUAUGUUGAAUAGGGUUCCAUUGUCAACUGCAAAUCCAACAUGGUCAAGUGCAUGCAGCUAUAAUAAAGCCACCCAUGCCGGAGAUUCUGUAGCUAGACCUACAAAAACCGGUGGCAUUGAUAGGCAGCUGAAAUUGCUCUCAGAUGAGAUGCCAGGUGCUCCUUCUAUGCUACAAACAGAUUCAAUCAAGAUGUUGUCUUUUGAAGGCAACACACCUCGAGUCUUUAGUCAAGGUUUAGAGGCAUCUUCAUUUGCGUCUAAUGUUGAUGUAGCACCAGAUUUUCGGCGUGCUCUCUCUCUUCUGUCAACCAAUUCAUGGGGUCUGAAUGACUCUGAAGCCAAUGCUCUAGACCAACUCAUGCAUGUAAACAGAACCAGCAUGGCCCAGCCAGCGGUGCAUGCUGAACUGCAAAACUGGGAACUUUCUUCAUCAGGACACGAGCAGGUCGGGCAACCACCACCGCCCGAGUCCCGCGUGCAUUCACUAAAUCAACAUAACAAUGGCGGCAUUCAUUUCAGGAAUUUCAGUUGUUUAAAUCACCCUAUGAGUCUGGCUGCUUUUAUUCCAAUCAAAUCAACUGAUUAUUGGAAACUAGCAUUUCCUGUGAAGCCAUCGCUUUUGUAUACAAUUCAUGUUAGUUCUGGUUGUCAGAAUACGGUUAAUGGUUAUCCUUUAUAUUUGAACUUGUUAAGCAUAAUAUCAUGAAUUUCUUUCCUUCCAAGUCCCAAAUAUGAUAGAUAAACAAGAGAUUUUCCUUUCAA